Messenger RNA from Onychostoma macrolepis, 1090 nucleotides. RefSeq names its product transmembrane 4 L6 family member 5. Bases 174 to 782 code for a protein of 202 amino acids. Gene Ontology annotation, cellular component: membrane. The record is from RefSeq and is a predicted model, not a curated record. The transcript is spliced from 6 exons. Lineage: Eukaryota; Metazoa; Chordata; Actinopteri; Cypriniformes; Cyprinidae.
UGUGUGUGUCACAGAAUCGUGGGUAGGAAACGCUCAGCUGUAUUUAAGCAGGCAAAGUUCCUCAUCUGAAAAUAAUCAAAGGCUCACGGCUGAAGACCUGCUUUCUCUCCCGGCAGAUUUUCAUCCCAAAACUACAUUCUACAGUCACAGAACAGGAUCGCUGUGCGGCUGAGAUGUGCACCGGUCACUGCUCCAGGUCUGUGGGAAUGGCUCUGAUCCCUAUAGCCAUCAUCUGCAUGCUGGCAAAUGCACUGCUGCUGUUUCCUGAUAUGAAGUACCAGUACCUGACAGAGAGUCAUGUGACCAGAGAGGCCCUGUGGUGCUCUGGGAUCUGGGCUUCAGGGCUUCUGGUGCUUGUGGCCGCGCGAGGUUUUACAACACACUACGAAAAGAAAGGAUGCUGUUAUUUUACUGCUGAGGUUUUGCGUAAGUUGGGCUACACAUGUUUGGCUAUUCUGGCAGCUGGCUUGUGUUUCGUGGUGAGCGGGACGGGGCUGGCGCUGGGACCCCUCUGUUUGCACAACAGCACUGACGGCUUAAAGUGGGGACGGCCAUUAAAACAAGUCAAAACUGGAGAGCAGCUUUACCUCUACGCUCCGGAGCGGUGGCCGUCUGCCUGUGUGGAGCCUCGAGGUGUUGUGAUCUGGAAUAUGGCUCUUUUCUCCAUCCUCAUGGCAGCGAGUGGCCUUCAGCUCAUUUUCUGCGUUCUUCAUCUCCUCACCGCCUUACUAGAGUUCAUGUGCGGACCCAGCUUCUGCAAUAAUAAGGUUGUUCCUGCUUGAAAUGACUAGAGGUUCUAUUCUUUUCCUCUCCAUGUGAGAAUGAGAAGGACAUUUUCUGGGUUAAACAGUCAGCUGUGACUGCUUAACUUAUUUUAAACAGAGAGAGAGAGAGAGAGAAAAAAAAAGGGGAAGUGGAUGGGGGAAGUCAGUUUGCACUGUCAUCACACAUGUCCAUUCCUGAGGGUGAUUUUAGUGACGUAAACUCUGAAUCCCAGAAACACUUGAACACAUAAAAUGCCUUGAAUAAUCCACUAAAAGCACAGAGACAAAUAAGCUGUUUCAAAUAGUCUUUAUUGUAAUAUAUAUAU